Molecule: messenger RNA, 19631 nt
Organism: Ostrea edulis (European flat oyster)
Lineage: Eukaryota; Metazoa; Mollusca; Bivalvia; Ostreida; Ostreidae
Exons: 20
Coding region: 4371-18296 (4641 amino acids)
Biological process (GO): intracellular signal transduction
Cellular component (GO): cytoplasm
Molecular function (GO): protein binding; guanyl-nucleotide exchange factor activity
Source: RefSeq, a predicted model, not a curated record
GUGGUCAUCCCAAUAUAUUCCAAUGAAGUGGUUACCUAAUUUUAAAAAAAAUUCCUGUUUGGUAAUAUAUGUAUUGAAUGUGUUAACAAAUAUAAAUAUAUUACACCUUAUCCUCCUGUGGUUCAAUUCAAACUUUAAAGACACCAAAUAUAUAGAUCCACCCAUUAAAACAUUUUUUUGACCAUUUGGUAAAACCUAUUGUGAGAUAUGGAGAAUAUUUUCGGCACGCGUGCUGGAAAAAGACAAAGAUUUUAAUUAUAUUUUGAAAGAUUGAGAUGUAGAAAACUUGAAUAUCAAAUUUUGUAAACAUCUAUUGCGUGCCGGAGAAAGAAGUACUAAUAUUGCCAUAAUUUCAGAUUUAGGUUCAUAUCCCAUGUUUUGUUCAAUAAUCCAACGUAUUUUGCUAUAUUGGCAUAUACUUGAGAAUAGCCUUGAAUCAUCCCUGUUAUACAGAGAAUAUCAAUGUAAAUUCAUAUUAUUUAUAUUGUUGGUAUAUAAACGUAAGUUAUUUUUAGAAAAAAUGGCAGUUUAGUAUCCAGUUGUAAAAAUCUCAUUUUUUUCUUCAAAAAAAAACAAAACAAAGAAUCAUGUAAGAAAACAAUAUUUACUAAACUGGUCAAAAAGACGUGAAGAGAGUCAGAAAUCAGGAAAACUUAUUACAUAUUUUUUGUAUAACGAAAUUUCUAAUAUGGAAAAUUAUGUUUAUGAAAUCUCUAGAAUGAAGAAAAAAUCCUACAUAAAUUCCGAGUAAGUGCACAUGACCUAAGAAUUGAAAGAGAAAGAUAUAAAUUUGUAAAAAGCAAUACUGGUCAGAAAUUUCCUCCUCUAGAGAGAAACAAUUUAUAAGAAUAUGUUAAUUAUGCAACUUUUAAAAUUGUAUAGAAGAUGAAUUUCAUUUCCUCACCGAUUGUCCAUUCUAUCAUCUAUGUUGAAGAGAGAAAUGGGUUUUUUUUCAUGACAUAUCUAAAGUCAACAACAAUUUUAGCUAUUUAACAAAUACGGAUAAAUCUAUUUGGUUAAUAACUAAUGAAUACAAACCAGUAAUUGUCAAAUUAAGUGAAUAUCAAGUUAAAACUUUCAGGAAAAGGGAUGAUGUUAUCAAACUUCAAAAAUCGUUCUAGUUUAUUAUUGAUUUGUUGGUAUAACACGGAUAUUGUCCAUUUACUUUCGUAUACAACCGAUUUGCAAAUCAUAUGUACUUGUUUCCCCUACAACUACAUGUAGUGAAUGUUGUAAUCUUAUCUGAAAUUUGUAUCUUCAUAAACUGCCUUUGCUGGUAUGCCCUCUAGGCCUAGAAUUAGAAUAAACGUAUCUUCUCUAUCUUAUAACCCCAGUAUAAGAUCUUUGCAAAAUUGAAGUAAAAGUCACAACAGAACAAGAUGCUUUUAAUUAGACAAGGCAGUUGACAUGCAGAUUCUUUAUUUUUUUUCCUUAAGUUAUACAGCCCAUCGGUCAUAAAUACAAAAUAUUUACAAAUAUAUACAAAUAAGACAGUAGAGGGUGAGUAGACAUACAGAUACAAUUUUGAGGAUAUAAAAGCAAUGCAUUUUAACAUACAUAUAACAAUAUACGUGAAUAAUAUAUCGUAGCAAUCGAUUAAAGAAUGGUAUUUACGCUCGGAAACAUCAUCAGAAAUGUUGAGGCAAGGAAUUUCAGUGAUUUUGAAAAAGCUUUCGACAGCAUCAGGUCACAAGAAAUACCAUCACACCUCAUAAAAAGCUCCUACAAUUCCAUGUGCAAAAAGCUGAAAACAGCAACUCAUACUUCAAAACUAAUCAGGGGUCAGACAAGGCUAAGUCGUGUCCUCUAUAUUUUGUUGUAUAUACAAAAGACUGGGUCCUCUGUCAAACUACAGCUGACAUCCCUAGAAGUAUUAAACUGACGUCCCUAGAAGUAUUAAACUGACGUCCCUAGAAGUAUUAAACUGACGUCCCUAGAAGUAUUAAAUGGGGAACCUUUAUUACCCUAGAAUUUUCUCCUAUACACACCAGUACAAUAGAGAAUGCUGAUAAUUAAAAAAAACAACCAACAUAUCGGCUCAAGAUCAGCACAAUGAAAUCCGUUAGUCAGCACUGGUAUCCCGAACACCAGUCCAAAAAAUGAGAAGUUCCCUAGCACCAUGCAGGAACUGUAGUUAAAACAAGAGCAGCAUGUUGAAUAUGGAGAUCAAUCAGCCCAAUAUACCACGAAAAUUAUUAUUUAAAACACACACAUACAAACCCAACCCCUAACCCAGCCAAAACUGUGUCCUACUUGCAGAAAAAGACCACGAUGAACUGUCUGGUUCACUGAGGAUCCCAAGAAGUUUUUGGCACAUAAGGAUCUCCCAUUCUAACUAUUCAGAUGUCUUGUUUAAGAUAAUGGCAUAGAUAGGACAUGCACCCUAAAUGAUGCAGUCGACAUAAUUAAAACAGCUCUGCGCUGGACUCCUGAUGGAAAAACUUGCGGUAGAAGUUGAAGAAGAAAUGAUUGAUCGAUUGUUGUUUAACGUCCCUCUCGAGAAUUUUUCACUCAUAUGUAGACGUCACCAUUGCCAGUGAAGGGCUGCAAAAUUUAGGCCUAUGCUCAUGCUCGGCACUUACGGUCUUUGAGCACCGAGGGUUCUUUAUUGUGCCACACAUGGAGCCUCGGUUUUGUGGGCUCAUCCAAAGGACCGCCUCUUUUAGUCGUACCUUUUACGACAAGCAAGGGGUACUGAGGACCUAUUGUAACCCGGAUCCCUACCGGAACUGACCUCCACAGAAGCAACUGGAACCUUCUACUAAACAAAGCAAAAGACCAAAGGCGAUAUAUAGUGUUGUUGCAUCACACCCCAGAUGCCAGGAUUUAAUUAUAACUAUAUAAGCAACGACUUAAAAAAACAAAUCAUAACCAAUUUUAAUGUGGAUAUAAGCGUUAAACAUUUAGUUGAUGACAUGCAUCGUGUAAAUAUAAUGCAAUAAUUAAUAUGCUUUUUUAAAAAUCGUGCAAUUUGUCUGCAACACAAUCGAUUUAAAAUAAAGAUUUAAUCAAUGUCUCGGGAUGUACAGACAUUUUCUGAAUAUCAAUACGAAUAUUCAUUAAACAGUACAUUUGAGUUCAUAAUAAUGCAAGUACAAAUAAAUGUAAAUAGAUCUGCAAGCUCACGUAUAAAGUUCGGGGUUUUCUUUCUUUCUGUUUUAGACUCCGUAGUGAGUCAUGAACUACAAACUAUUUAUAGAAAAUCAAUGAGGUAAACCCACUGCAUCAAAGGUUACCGCUCAGGUCAACCUCGUACUGCGCAUCCUCUGUUUACAUCACCAGAAUUUAAAAUAGUGGCGGAGAAAUAUACGUGUUGGAGGCUGAUCAGCUGAUGUACAAUUAAAUUUACAUUGUACAUAUAAUGCACAAUAUAAAGGUAUGGUUUAUUUUGCUUUGUACUGUAAUCUCACCUUUGUGAUGUUAAAUGCCGGCAGGUGCGCGGUGACUCAUACUGAGUCCAAACAUAUGCAUCUACAUGUAUUUAUCUCGUCUCCCAUUUUCUUAAACGACCUCACUCACUGCAAACUCCUAAAAAUAUUUCAGUUGGUGUUGUUUUUUUUAAAAUAUAUAUAUAUAAAAAUUCUAAAUCAAAGAAUGAAUGUUGUGAAAAUGACUUAAGUUUUAAAAAACGUAUAUGAUAUCCUAUUUAAUAUGCUAACAUGUUAUAAACUAAAAUCAUAUCACGAUAGUUUGAUUAGAGCAAUAGUUUAAUUAGAACAUUAAUUCCUUUGUUGGAAAAAAAAAAUCAUUAAAUAAACUAAUCAAUAGAGCUUUCAAAAUAAUUAGAGUUAUCCUUCUUUCACUUUGUUCAUCAUUGUUUAAAAUAUGUUGUAGCUAUCAGUCGUAACCAUCGCUUCACCCGGCAUUUCAUAUACAUAAUAUUUAUCUAUCUAGGUGUAGUUUUACCCUAAGCAACAUGUAAAUCAGUAACAUCAAACGUGAAAUAUUGAUCAGAACGUUGCGAGACAGGAAUGAUCUAUAAUUAAAUGAGGGAAACAUUACGCCCAAGCCAUCAUCACGACAAUCGAUUUUUAGUUUGGAAAUUUUCUAGAACAGAGAAAUAAUUUCCUAUUCACCAUGCGCAACAACAAAAGAGAACCCGAAGCAGAAUGGCGAUGUGAAACGAUAAAAUACAGUAAUAUUACGUAACUGUGAAGCAGUAAAUGUUACGAGACUUAGACUCUUGUUUCUAAAAUCAAAAAUAUCUUAGAAACAAUCAAGUUCCUAUUAUAUGUAAAGUGAGCUGUCACAUUCAGUUGAUCUUGAACCUUUCGUUCGAGUCAGUUAUUAGUUUGUUGCAAUAGAUCCUUACUGGGUUUUUCUUCUUCUCUUUUUCUUAGUAAUAUAAAACAGUGCACAUGUAUUGAACAAUGAAUCAGGUCGAUACAAACACAAAGUCACUCCAUGGUUUUGAUAUUACAUCAUCACCACAAUCCCGGGCUGUUCUAGCAGACUACUCAAACAGAAAGUGCAUCCAAUACCGGCCUAACAAAAGAACGGUGAAACAGAACGAUUCUCAUUAUGGAUGGAAAGAUAAAAUCAACACAAAAGAUUACAUAGAAUUACGAUCUACAAAUUACUUCCAACGUCCAAAGUGCGAUUCUGAUAAGGACUCGCGACCUUACCAGACCACGGCAGACGAUAACUCUCCUGGAGAAAAUAAAGACUUCAUUAGUCCUUUCUCUGGAGACAAGGCCACACCGAAGUUGGAUUUUGAUGGAUUUCUGUGUAAAGAAGGGAGUGCUGAUGAAACUAAAUUAUCUCUUACGAAAUCGCUGAGGAGCAUCAAUACAUGUAGCGAAGAAAAGGAGAAUGUGGGAUACAGUGCGAUAAAUGACACAAUUCGCAACAAAACCAUUCAUCAUAGUUUUAUCAAAAACAAAAAUCAACAACAAUUGGGUCAGAAAAAAUUCAGUCAAACUUCGAAUUAUAAACCUUUCUUGUUUGGCGUUGUCCCGGGAACUGAAGAAGUACCCCUACUUAGAGACAGUCCAGACCAUACAAGACGGGACCUGACCAAAAGAAGUUCGAUACCCAAAUCAACAGUAUCGUGGAAAACGUCACUUCAAGCUCCAAAUAAUUCUACAUGUUCCGUCAAAAGAGAUUCCAAGAUACCGGAUAAUUCAAUUAAUUCUGCUGCUGGUGUACUUCAACAAUAUCCGAACCAUUACUCUCCAAAACAAACAGACACUCUGUCUAAACGGAGAUCAAUUCAUGGCUAUACAAUAAAGGGGAGACCGUGGAAUGAUGAAGUAAAACAUGCACAUACAUAUGCAAUAUCCCAAGGACAAAGAUAUAGACUAAAUUUAUCAAGCAAGUUACUGGAGGCUAAAAAUACCCAUCAACUUAUUGAGAAUACAAAGAACUCACUGUUGCUUAAUCCAGUACAUGGCAACAAAAAUUAUGACAAAGUUCGUGUCAGUUGUAACGGAUAUAAGACAAAACUAAUUACAUCAGAAAGCCAUGGUAAAAUAUUCACAAGGGGAAUGAGAAAAAUGAAUGAUGAAUUAGUAAAACCUAGAACAAUAGAGGAAAUAUCACCGAAGAACUUUGGAACCUUAACCAGAACACGUGGGACUGUUAAUGGCAACAGCAGAAAAGGCUCUGCAGUCUUAAAUAGCAACCCCACAGAUCAUCGUGUCCCACUCAGCAAGCUUCAGCACAACAGGCCCAUAUUGAGGACAGGAAAAGGAAGCCGUAUUGAUAAUCAGUAUAAACGUUCACCUGAAUUACCUACUUCACCUGAGAAACAUUUAAACGACAGAGAUAAAACAACAAGUCUCUCUAAGGAAGGACAAUUUACGGAUGGUGGCACGCACAGACGGACCUGGCAUUCAGGCCGCGAGGACAUUGUUCAUUACCUGACCACACACCCACGUGUAAUUAAUAACGAGACAGAUCAUCAAGGACAAAAUCUCAGGAGCAGUUCGGAACACCGGAUAGGGUCAUUCAUAUAUUGGGAAAGUGAUACACGUGUAAGCCCUGCAGGAAGUACCGAUUAUCAUUACCAUAAUGAUUCCGUUCUAUCGGGAGAUGUUGAUAGAUUAAUUAAUUGUGUCAGACACCCAUUGGAGAUUUAUGAAGAUUCGUUAAGUCCAGAUGGAGGACAUAAAGUGAAAAGUACAAGCGAGACUUGUAGUGUUAAUGAUAUUCCUAAACCACAAGGCCAUGCUUUGGAUGACUUGAACGCUAAUCAGCAUAAUGAUUCUGACAUAAACAAUAAGAAGGAUCAAAUUCUUUUGUGUCAAACUGAUUAUGAAAUAAAAGGUGCACAACACUUUAAGGAAAACACUAGUUUGACUGGAAAUGAAAUCCUGUGUCAUGGGGAUUUAAAGCGACUGCCACCAGGAAAUUAUAAUAUAAGGCAGGAUCAAGGAUUAAUAAUCAGAGUGCAGGACAAUGCGGUGGGUGGAUUACCACUGAUAAGUGAUUUUAGCAGAGGAAAUGACUUUAAGGAAGAGCGACCUUAUUGUGGAAUGAACACACAACUUGAACAGACUGGAAAUGACUCUACUGAGGUAGGCAACAGAGAACCAUCUGUUAAUGAAAACGCUAAGGAAGAGUUAUUAACAGACAAUACUGGAAGGAGAUGCAACACAAACAUAAAAACGAUCAUAGAUUUAAAUAAAACACCGCCGCGGAAGCCUGUUAUUUUACAGGAAGAAAAUAUAAAAGAUAUAUCAUCGAUCAAGAAAGAAAACAAAUCUGAAAGAAAAUCUGUAGACAAACUAGUCUGUUCGAAGGCUCAAAACCGUAACACAAAUACAAAUCACGUAACGUCUUCGAUUUCAAAGGAGUCAAGAGUGAAUCAAAAGCAAAACAGGGAAGCAAUUCGGAUACCUCCAGGAGCACCUAAAAACCGUAAUGCGGCAGGCAAAACUAACCGUGCUAACGUUUCGUCUACGUGUAAACGUCCAGGGUGCAAGCAUUUGACAUUGAUAGGUUACAAACCUGAGCAAAAGUGUUCACUUGCCAAACAUUCCCAAAGUUAUCAGAAAAGUCUAAGCUCGUUUACCUUCCCUGAAACUGCUAAUAAGGACGAGAACUUAACAUGUAACAGUUCAUCACCUGCGGGGAGUCCAUCUACCAUUUGCACCAAGGAAAAGGUUUCCGAAGAAUUGGAGAAAGUCAGUGAUAAUACCUGCUGUGAAAUUAUCACACAUGCACUCUGCAUUUCUGAAGAUUUCUCCAGACAACAGGAAUCGACUGCAGACAAUAUAAAUUCGGAUGGAUGUGUUCGCCAGAGCAAUGUGGAUGGAAGUAAAGUCAGUGAUAAAAAUGUCAAUAAAAACAAUAUAAAGCCGAUUAUCGUACCUGUCGUGGAUAUUAAUGGAUUGGCUUCACAAAGUUCACCAAAUGAGAAAAUUAAACAGUCUGGCAGUACACCAACGGAGUUGACAUUCGAUUUCGAAGAACGUGAAAAUGAGUGCAACGACAAAAAGCACGGAAACGAUAACCGCAAUAGCAUUAAGGAUCACCAGACAAAUAAUGAGAUGGAGAUUGGAUGCGAUAAUAUCUCGUAUGAUAAUAACAGAGGUCAUAAGAGGGGAGCUGAUCAGAACGGCAGUGUGCCCGAUCAUUCACAAUUACACGGUUCAAAGAAUGAAUACAAGACAAGAACGAAAGAGUUUGUAUCGAUACAGGGCAGUGCACAGCCACGGCAAGGAUCUUUACCAACAAUAGAUAGCAUGAAUCAACAAUUGGACGCAGAACAAAACCAACAUAGCACAGUGAAAGACAUAUCACCCGAUAAUGAACACAAGAGAACAAAAACAAAGGAUGAAAGAACCAUUAACUUAAAAUCGGGUAAGGCAAACACAGCUAGUCUUAUCAUCAAAGAUACUGGUAUACAGUUAAAAGAUGACAAGGAAUCAUUGACAAACAAACGCAAAAGCUGUAGACAAACUAUCAACAAACAGUCUACGAAAAGUAAAUUUGUAAACAGGCAGUCAGGAAUCGCUGUUUCAGGAGUUCCUGUACCGAAAACCAAUAAACUGACUACUACAAGAAAACCGACUGGUCAUUCAAUCAACUUGAUCAAAGGCGCUACUAAAUCUAACAGUGGGUCGAUGUGUAUAUCAUCUCCCCCAGAAAGUUGCGGUUCGUCAACUAAGACAUUCAGUGAAACCAGCAAUUCACCAAGGUCAUCAAUCGAAAGGUCAUCUGAAUCAAACCCAGACGAAAUUGACAAACUCAGUGAUAGUCAAAUACCCCAAAGUCCUAAAUUACGCAUUCAUCAGACCAAAACUUCACGCCAAAGAGCACAGAACGCUAGUCAAUGUACCAAAGACAGUCCGACAGAGUCAAAGCAAUUAGCAUUGUCUGUCUCAACUGGGAAAGAUUCAAAUGCAGAUCGCUCAAGCAAAAUAUCUCAAAAAACACCAACAAUGACAAGGAAGAAUAUUCCUAAAGAUUCCAAGUGGACCAGUUCUCACAUCCCAAGUCUUGCUCCAAAGUUGAACUCUGCUGUCGUAAGCCCUGUAUUAACUAAGCGAACAUCCAGCAGUCCCAGCGUGUCGAGGAAAUCCCCGCUAAGCCCUGCCAUGUCUAAGAAGAAAUCAACAUUGUCAUCCGCAGCUUCAAGGAGCGACAGACGGUCAUCGAGUGCAAGUCGGUCAAGCAAAGAGUCCACCCCAGAUGAUACGGUGAAAGUUUAUAAAAAACCUACAUUGCAUUUAAGAAGUCAAAAUGCAGCAGAGAAAGCAUCAACAAAGGAAACUAAAUGCAAGUCUCAAUUGACAGGGCCAUCCCUAAGGACUAGCAAGACAAAAAUUCCGUCUACAAGUACACAUCUUCAAGCAAACUCUGGACAAAAUAAACCUGUGAUAUCUGCCAAUGUUAAAACACAAAGAAAUGCUAUUCCAAUAAGAAAAGUGCAACUAACUUCGUCAAUCAAAACUCCAGAUAAUAGUCCUAACACGACAAGGAAGACUGUUAAAACACAGGAGGGACUUCCUCAUAAAUCUAACGAACACAAUCCAACUAGUUAUAUAGUCAAGGCACGAUCUACAAAGGAGAAUCAACCUCAUCCUGCGAAAGAAAUGUGCGAAAAAGAUAAACCCAACCACGAGUCCAUGGAACCAGAUACAAAAUUAGCUACAACUAAACUUAGGAAAAUACAGUCAACUCCUAACGACGGACAUUGUGAACAAUCGUGCAAAACAGUUACUCAGACUUCGCAAGGAAAAUCGCCCAGCCCGGCUAGAAAAACUAAAAACAUUAUUAGUCCUCGAGUUGAACGAAAAUCCACUACGAAAAGUCCUAUCGCAAAUAGAAAGCCUGCAAACGACUGCAUAACAGGGAGUCCCAAAUUGCGUGAAAAACUACAAGGAAAAUCAAUGUUGCCCAAAACACUUAAACGUCCACCGAAAGCUGUUGGAAACAGUAGCACUUUAAAAAUAGAAUGCAGCGGAAAUACUGAAGCAUGUACAAAGGAUAGCAUCUUAACUAGGAAGACAGCGACCGGUUUGGUCAGCCAAGGUACUAAAAAUCAGAAAACUAUCCCCAAAGCAAAAAUCGCGAAUGUUCAAAAUGUAUCAGCCAUGAGCCCUACCUUGACAUCAAAACGAGUAUCAUCAACGUCCAUUCCAACAACUACACAGCCAAAAUCUGAGUCCGGACAGCCUAUGAAGAAAUCUAAUCUUACAAAAUCAAACAUUGGAGCCAAGACAAAUAUUCCCGCUCCCCGUACAUCCACCCCUAUACUUCAUAAUUCUUCAAUCCUCCCAAGGAAAAAGUUAUCGACAACAAAAACAACUUCUUCAAAAAACAAUAUAAAGCCAGCCAGUGAUAUUAAGAUAAAAACAGAUAGGAAGGAAACGGGGGGAACUAUUUCAAGUAAAAAUGAUAAAAUCAAACGCAUGAGAAAUGAAAUAGCGAACAAAGAAGGAACUGCAACAUCCUCAUAUUUAUCUAGUAAAUCACGAAACAUAAACCCUCAAAAACUGGAAAACAUAGAAACAUCAGAUGAAAACAGGUGCAUUCUAUCAAUGGCAGUGGACGGUUAUAGAGAAACCAAAAUCUCGAUUUCAUCAAAUGAUCCAACUCAGAGAUGCACAACUGACAACAGUCAAAUAUCCACAGACGUAAUCGAAGGAAAAAAGAAAUGCGAGGGAAUCGUGUCCAUUAAUUCAUCAAGUACUUUAGAAACCAAUUCUGGACAAAAAAUCAAUGAAGCUAAUAAGACUCGAAACAUUUCUACGUCCAGUGAAGAAUUCUGGUCCGCUAGUGACGACGAAAGUUUGGGAAACAUAUCAUCCAGAGAUAUAACAUAUUCCAAUAAAACACAAUGUGUUGGACCGUCGCAAACUUCUUAUCAAGUACUGGAUCUGGGAAAUAUAUCAGAAAACACUCUAGAGGAAUCAAGUGUGGCAAAAUUCAAAGAAAAUGAAGAAAAUAAUUUCAAUAAGGAUCAUGGAGAACCAUCGCCAGUAUUAGUGCCACAUGAUUAUAUCACUGAAACAGAAGCACCCACCGUACAGAGUAAUGAAGAAAUGGCAAUGCGAUUACCUGCAAUAAAGCAAUUAAGAGAAAGUCAACAAUGCAAUUACCAUGUGCAAGUUGCAGGCGACCGUGAAACUAACCUAAAAUUUAACAGCAAAUCGGACGACAGCGACCAUGCAAUUGCAAAAACAAUACCACUACUUGGAAAUGAUGUACACAAAGAUUCCACUGAUUUAAUACCUUCAAAUAUUACUCAUCCACUGAAUCGUGAGCUUGAUCGUGAAGUCUUGACUGUAAAUAGUGUGCGACUGUGUAAAACAGAUAAGAACCAAUAUGUGUCUACAGAUAUUGAAACAAAAUUGCCGGAGCUCACAAAUUUAAGGGAUUAUUUUGAUGAAAGAAAUGAUAACUCAAAGCUCCAAAUAAAUGAAGGCAGCAAGGGGGCUUCACAGCUAGUGCAACUUAAAAAGUCUUUUGGCAAUGAUCAUUCAAAAAAUACUAUGGAUAAUCUACCCAACUUAUCAUCUGAAAACUGUGUUUCCGCACAGCAAGGAACCCAGGAUGGUUUAUGUAGUUCAAAUAAUGAAACAUCGGAUCAGAAGUUCAGUUCUGACUUUUUAACACUUGAGAAAACACUUACUUCAGCCAGUGAAGUGAAAAAAACCAUCACCUUAGAAAAUGUUGCACCAAGUUGCAUAGAAAGUACAUCUGAUUUUGGACCCCAAGUGGAGGAUUACGAUAAAAAAUUAAAUUCCUAUCAAAAUGCUGAUAACUGCACAUCGGGGGAAACUCUUUCUGCAAGUGAACCAAAUCCCACGAACCAAAAUAUUUCAAAUUUAAGCGAUGAAACGAGGACAGACUUGGAAUCAGAGAGUUCAGAUACUUCGGAUCAAGAGGGAUUUGAAUCUUUUGAUUCGGACGACGGGGACUCUAUAAUGGAAAAUGGAAAUUGUAAUAUCAAAUUCCCUACGGAUGACAAGACUAUUACUGCGUACACAAACAACAACAUGGAAAUACAAAGAGGUCCCACCAGGAGAAUCACACGACAGCGGAGGAUAAUCACGCGCAGUGAACUGUCGGUGCGAUACGAGACCAUAACCACAAAAAUUUUGAGUCCUGAGGAACGUGAAUGUUCUCAAGAAACUUCGGAAACACGUGCAUCCGAACUGUCUGUCAAAGCAAACGAAAUUUCUCAAUCAAGCAGCUGUGUUGUAAAACCAAGUUGCGAUGGCCAAGUUGCUUCACAUACAGUUUUCAGCAGAGAGAACGGGGAUUUCAUAAAUGAUGAGAAACCUGAGAGUGAUCAUCGCAUUAUAAAUAAAGCGUCAUACUUCCGUGAUGUACAAGGUACAGGUUUGAAUACAACUCUAACAGAGAAGGAAGGUGGGAAUUUAGAUCAAUAUGCACAAAAUAAUAAAAACUUAAAUCGUCAGGAAGUAAUAACACAUUGUGAGACAACAGCAGAGAGUGACACACAGAAUGUGUUUGCUAGUUUUGUUCUUGAAGACAAGAUUGGUCAGUCAGUGCCAAAAUAUUCAUCGAAUCGACUUUCGGAUGUUAACAUAGUACUGAAACUGCAACCAGAAGGGGACUGGCCAACCACUCAAGGGGAUUCCAACCAAAAUACAGGUAACAUUGAACAUGAAGUGAACUUAACGUUGAAUUUAAAUCCAGAGGAUCAAAACAAUGUUUCCGAUUCUUUAACUACCUACGUGACAAAAUCCAGCUCAUGUGAAUCUGCCAAUUCUGAAGAUAUAAAACUGUGCAGAAUAUCCACGGGAGAUAACGGUAGCGAUUACAGCAAAAGUGAAUCAACUACUGUAGAGAUAACUGGUGUCAACGAGUUUCAAAAUAAGCAAAGUGGGAUUAAGACUCAAGUUCACGACUUCCCUACCGCGCACGUUUCGAAUCGAACCAAUUCAGAUGGAUUAUCUGAUAAUAAAAAUCAUUCCGAGAGCGAUGUCCAGAAUUGCAAUGUAACAGGUGAUAUACUUCUAGACAAUCUGGAAAACCUGCAAUACAAAAAUGAAACAUCCAUUAGAGGUACAAGCAAUCAUGAACAAGUCAAUGAUGAUAAAAUUCCAACUAGCUUUGCAACAUGUCACAUAGAAAAUAAGUUUGAAACAAGAACAUUGCCCAAAUGUAAUGACAUUGAUGGUGAGGAGUGUAAUCAUGUAAGUGAUGUUGCUGAUACACAAUCACCAUCUGUAACAGAUUUAGGCUGCAGUGCAUUACCUGGAGGUAUGUCAAGCACUAAUCAAGUUAAGACAACUGAAUCUGUACAAACAAAACCUGAACACAAGGACAAAUUUCCUGCACAGUCAACAGACAAUGUGCAAGAUCUGAUAACUGUUUCAAACAGCAGAGAAACUCGUAUGAAGAAUGACAUGCAAACUGCGCUUAAAAAGGAGCGUGAUAGGCAAGGAAUUAGGAGAUUUACCGCCACAGUUUGUUUACAAGACGUCCAAGAAAGCCAUGCUGAAAACAGGAACAAGUUCAGGUCAAGAAGUAAAAGUCCAAUAGGACUCAAAAAGGAAGAUGGGGUUGAAAGUAAACAAGGUGUUUCUUGUACCGAGGUCAAUCGUGUGUCUGAAAUACGACGAACUUUUCUGGGCAAAGCUGCAAAAAUCAACAUUCCUGAACCUAAAAUCGAGCGGAACAAACCAGUGUCUCUUUCCACACAAUUGAACUCUAGGAAUUCAAAAUGGGUUAAUGCAUGUGGCAAAUGGAAAAGAAUUCCAGUAGACGACGCUGGGAAUCUGCUUCAAGGUUAUUUCAUCCCUGAAACGGUUCCUGUGUCUUCAAGUACACUGUCUGACAUAAAAGAGGUAACUAAUGAAGACAAAAGUAAAUUAGAAUCGAACCAAAAUGAAGAGCAGACAGUCCGAUUCUCUGACAAGAGGGCCAUGUUUGAGAAACCCAAAUCCAAACAGCCUCCUAAGGUGUUGCCAAAGCCUUCUGAAGCCAAAAGGAGGACUGUUGUCUCCUGUCUUCAACAAUGGAAGGGUCGUGUUGCCGACAGAAGGAGUAAAGAAUUUGACGACAAAUUUGACCCUACAAAGGAUAGAAAAGAAUCGCCAAUAAGCGAACAACCAAAGAAUCAAAGCGAAAACGUCAGUAAUACAAAUAUAGGAACUUGCGAAUUAUUUUGCCAUUUGGAAAGUAAAGAAGUUGCCAAACCUGUAUGUGUGGAAAAAACAAAUCUUCAAAAUUCGUUAGGCAAGUCGAGCGAAAAAAUGAAAAGGGGGAAUGGGUAUGAUAAUGAGAAAACAUGCACUAAUAUUUCAGCACCGAUAGCUAUUUCAGAAAACGUUAUGAAAGAAGAAAUAGCUGAGAAACACUGGCAUAUUGACCAACUUCAUGAUCAGAUGAAUGAAUAUAGAUCUUCAGAAAAUAAAGAGAAAAGCAAGGUUGAGAACAAUUACAGUGAUAUACCUUUGAUUGACGCUGAAACAAUUGAUGACUUGGGUACAGAACAAGAAGAAAACAAAGAAUUUCAUGAAAAGGCAAAACCAGAUGUUGACCCUUGUGUGCUGGAAGAAACUGGGGAAACUUUUUUAAUGCGAAGGGAUAAAGUAAUUUCAAGAAGAAAAGAAAUGCAUUCUGUUCGAGCUGCAGGUGUAUGGGAUGCUGUCAUUGAUAAUGAAAGAAUACAAUCUUCCAAAGAUACAGCUUGUAAUGAUUUAGAAGACAGUGAUGAUACUACACCUACAAACACACCAAAAACCCGUAAAACAUUUGUAAACCAAGACAAUAUUGACCAUGACAGUGGACCAAGUGAACCACAUGUUACACCAAAAUUAAAAGCAGUGAAGAUAAAGCAAGAAAUGUUUCCCCUUGAAGGAUCGCAAGAAAACGUUAAAUCUGUGACCGAUUCCCUAAAGGAGUCGUUGAAAACUUUAAACAACAGAGAAAACAAACAGGGUAAUGUGAAAUUCUAUAUGGAUGAUUCCGACGACGACCAUCUCGAUGAACAACCAAAUGUAGAAUGUCAGUUUGAGAAGAAAAUUCUUUAUUCACCAUCUUUAUUUGGGAAUUACAAAAAUUAUCAGAACCAGAAGCAUUCCAAUGUUGGAUUACACAGAAACAAUGGAGAGUACUCCGAAAAAUGCUACAUUUCUAGACAAAGUGAUGAGCUGCUGUCAGAGAUUACAGAGCAUGAAAAAGGCAAUGGAAAUGAUGGAGAAUCAAACUUAAACAAGAAAGGACAAAGUAGUGAUUCCUGUCUGAACCCAGUGAAAGAUAAAAAGACCACAGUGUCUAAUCCUGUGUCACAGAGAAAUGUUUACAAUAGGAGUCAAAGCCUCCCCACAACUUCACUCUCUAACACUGCUCAACACAGGAUCAUCUACAGAAAUGGGCACUUUGUGAUAGAGACUGAUUACGAAAAUCGAGAUGGCGAAGCGUUUGAGGAGCUAGAGGAGGACCUCUCUCUGGAAUCAGUUGAGGAUGCAGAACAGUUAAAAACCCAAUUCAACAGUGGUCGGUCAUAUUCGGAAGCUAAUUUGACAGACAGUUUUCAUUCCCAUACUUCUACUCUCUAUGAUGAUGACGAGGACAUUGAUGUUUUUAUGAGGAAUGAGAAUGAUGUGACUGUGAUUGAAAACAAUAAUGAUGGUUCUUCACCCAACUGGCAUGUGCUGGUGAAACGUCGAACGAAGCAAGAGGGCCAUGAUAGUGAGAAUAGAAAGUCACGGCCCUUAUCUGUGGAUGAGAGUCAAUUACAGACCAGUAGAAUGGAAUCUGAUGCUGAUGAACAGUCCAGUACGAUGAAGGAAAGAAAGAGACCCAGUGAAAAUGUGAAACGAAGGAGUGCCAGUUUCAGGGAGUUAGGGACUGCAAAGUUACAGAGAAAUUCAAGUUUCAGGAAAGCCCAGGAGAGGGGGUAUCCCCAUUCUAUGACAGGUGCUGGGAGAAAUGAUAGUGUUGGGAAUUUAUCUCUGACUCCAUCUGAGUAUUCAAUGUGUAGUGAUUCUGGGAGAAGCAAAGGAUCGGGGUUCUUUCAUAAAGUGUUCAAAAAGAAUAAACCCAGUGAGAAAUAUACGGAUCCUAACAAAAACAAAGAUUCUGGCAGUAGAAAAAUGUCUUUGAAAGGAUUAUUUACCAAAAAGAGUAAAGGAGAAUUUGUGUCUCAGAGAAGUAUUGAUGAACUUAUUUCACCACCAAUCGCAGUGUUCCAAGGUGAUAUGGAUAUUCACGUCGAUUCUGCUCCUAAUUCGCCUUAUUCUAGUCAGUUCAGAAGAAGACAUACAUCAGCAGAAAUAUAUGAUGGCAAAGCCCAUAGUCUUCCCAGAAAACCGGCAGACUAUCAGAAAUCUUUUAAACUCACCAAUGAAAACAGCUCCAGUUCCAGAUUACUUGCUGUCCAAAACCUGGACAACCAUCCAAAAAGGCCAAUAAGUCCCAAACCUAACAAUGUGCUAAUACCUCGCAGGAACUCGAAUGUUAGUCUCCCUAGCUCACCCGUCAGAGAUCAAUAUGACGGACCAUUCAAAACAUCCAUGUCCAAAUUAGACUCAGAUUCUGCAUCCAUAUGUUCUGGUGGCAGCUCUAUAGUAGAUGCAUCACGGUACCCACCUCAUAUCCCAGAGAGCGAGAUGACGCCCAGCAACAGCAACGACAGCGGAAUCCAGAGAGACGUCAGUUUCCACUCCAGUAGUGAGUCAGUUAAGACAGCACAGGAUUCUACUGCGAAUGUGGUGCGAAGGCGUAAAUCCCCGUCUCCCCGACCUGAACGACCCAAGUCAGAAAUCAGUGUCCGAUGGGCAGAUCUCGAAGAAUCAAGGGAGAUUACUCCAGUCAAACGAAGGGAAUCAUCUCGAAGAAGUAAACAGAGACCUAAGUCAGACCUAGAGGACAAUAUCCAGUUGUUUGAUGAAAUGUACGAGGAAGUUAUAGACGACUAUGAUUUUCUGACAGGUAGUGGUAGUUCCAUUGGAGAGGACGAUAUGAAACCAUAUGGAAGUCACUUAUGCUUGCUACCCUACAGUUCUCUACAAAAUCUGGAGAAAUUGGGACAGAUUUACAGUUAUGACCAAAAACCGAGCAUGAGACGAAAAAAAAAUUUGGUAAAACAGAUGUCUACACCUCACCCAAUCAAGACACGUCUGGAGCGAACCCCACGGAAGCAGAGGAGAAAGACCCCGCUAGUGCGGUCCCACAGCAUGCCUGAGAGUCUCGACAAGCUUGGCAAGAGAAAGAAGUUCCUCAGCACUAUAGCUUCGUCAAACCUGCACAGGGAAGACAUGCUAUGUCACUACGACAACGACAGCAGUAGUGAUGAGGGCUCGGAAUUUUCCACAGACCAAAUCAGUCUCCACGAAAAAAGUCUCACAUCACGCCUCAAUGCCAACUAUUUGUCCACACUACGAGAGAGACCAGAGCCAGAGACCCUUACAUAUGCUGAAGCAUUAUGGGACCACAUCACCAUGGAUCCUGAGGAGCUGGGAUUCCGAGCAGGUGAUGUCAUAGAAGUGGCGGAUAUGUCCGAUAAAGACUGGUGGUGGGGCGCCAUAGACGACCGAGAAGGCUGGUUCCCUGCUACGUUUGUCAGAUUACGUGUGAACCAGGAGCACUCGGAUCUCGGCCUUCAUGCAGAAGACAUCUUGGAACAUUCCAGUCCUGUGAACAGGAGAAUCAGUGUUAUCAACACGGACCAGGCCAGGGCAAAUGUGGUCAAUGAAAUUAUCAACGCAGAGAGAGAAUAUGUCAAACAUCUCAAAGAUGUUGAAGAGGGCUACAUAAGGCAUGCAAGGAAGAGAGAAGACAUGUUUUCUGAGGAUAGAAUAUCUGUGAUAUUUGGCAAUAUGGAGGACAUAUAUGAAUUUUCUCAAAAGUUUCUGGAGUCAAUAGAAAACUCCUUUGUGAUAGACAACCCACACCAGAGUCAAUUAGGACAUUGUUUCUUGGAGUGUAGUAUGGAGUUUGAGAUCUACUCUGAUUACUGUAACAACCAUCCUUCUGCUUCCGGGGAGCUCAAAGAUCUCUACAGAAACAAAAAAUACAGACAUUUCUUUGAGGCUUGUCGAUUAUUGCAAGAAAUGAUUGAAAUACCAUUGGAAGGAUUUUUAUUAACCCCCGUUCAAAAGAUCUGUAAAUAUCCCCUCCAACUGAACGAACUUUUAAAAUAUACCCCUGUCACCCAUCCCGACCAUGAGCCUAUAAAGGGUGCUCUUGAUGCCAUGAAGAAGAUAGCUACCCUGAUCAAUGAACGCAAACGCAAGAUGGAAAGUAUAGAGAAACUGGCGUACUGGCAGACGACUGUGGAGGACUGGCAGGGACCUGACCUCCUAGAGGAUAGUUCUGAAUUGAUAUUCGCUGGAGAGAUGAACAAAGUCAAUUCUGCUGGCUGGUCACAGGAGCGCAACUUUUUCCUGUUUGAUCAUCAGUUAGUUUAUUGUAAAAAGGAUCUAUUGAAGAAGAAUGGGUACAGCUAUAAGGGAAGAAUAGAUCUAGAUGACAGUGAAAUUCUGGAUGUUGAGGAUGGCAAAGAUACCCAGUAUAAUGUCACCGUGAAAAAUGCUUGGAAAAUUCACGAAGUUUCCCGAGAAAAAUGGUAUCUCCUGGUGGCACGCAGCACCUCUGAGAAGGAGAAAUGGAUGAAAGCAUUUGCCAACGAGCGCAAACGGGUUAAAGAAGACCAGGAAAAUAAUUUUGUUCCUCUCUACUGGAAAAGGAUGGUUCUGAAUAAGAUUAAAACCAGUCAAGAAAAACUUAGGGCAGGAGGCCAGAUUAAUUAUGAGAAGGACUUUGUUCGUGGGAUGCCCUCCCAUGCCACAUUACCUCGAUCGUAUGGUAAAAAAAUCCAGAAAAAGAAGGGCUGGUUUGGAUUUGGAAACAAAAAAACCAAGUGAUCUGAUUGUGUAAACUAUUGUGUUCAUAAGUAACAGUGAAAAUCUCCCAUAAUUCACUGAAUAUGAGUCCAUGUGUACAGGACUGUGUGUAUUCUCGUCAGUUACCCAGGGAGUUGUGAAAUUCCCUAAUGUAUACAGCUGAAUUCAAGGAUAUCAUUCAAGAUAAACAGAAUGAAAUCUACAUGAUAUCAAAAUUCACACAUGUGACUGACGCAGACAUAGAAGGACAGGCCAGGUCUCCAAGUGACUUCCCACUGCCACAGAAAUACAAGUUUGUUUGGAGAUUAAAUGUGUCUGUGUGUGUGAUUAUGAAUAUAGACAUGUGGUGUGAUUGGACUAUGUGAUAUCCAGUUUUACAUGUAAUGUACUGUAUAUUUAUUUCCUGUGUACCUUUAUGAAAGAUGAUCUUGAUAUGAUAAAAUCUCAUGGAGUUCAUAUUUCUACCAUAUGAUAAUUGUGUGCCACCAGUCUUUCCAUUCUUUCUACUGUGUAUGAACUAAUCCCUGUUCACAUGGUAUCAUGGACAACACACAGAAAAUAUGAUGGUGCUAUAUCAAACACUACUGACCAACCGGAAGGUAGAAGGAAUCGCUUGUGUAUUGCCUUUAUCAUAUUUUAUGGUCACUUCAACUUUUCGUCACUUGGAAGUUCCAUAAAAUACACCCUCACUAGAUCUGUAAGUUGGCCCAUUUCAUUUCCCAUGGCUUCAUACCAUCUCUUUAUUUUUUCGAAUGUCAUGAUUUGUAUAUUUUUGGUACAAUAUUGUGAUGACCAAAAGGGAUGUAUUUACUGGCUUUUUUUCACAAACAGGGGGCCAAUACUUCUCGGUUUAUAGCUGAUUUUUCAUCUUCCCUGUUCCACCGUAUGUACAAAAACAGACUAUUCACCAACAGGGGGCCAAAUACUUCUAGCGUUCAUGGCUGAUAUUUUAUUUUCCUUGGUCAACUGUUGUAUAUUUAUUUUACAUGUCCAAUGCAUCAUAUUUGACAGUGUAAAUUUCACCAUUCAUUUUGUGGUAAUAUGGCCUUUAUGAAGGAGUAUGUUUGAUUUUACACAUGUACUCCUUUAUGAACAAAAGGUAUGCCACUGUAUGUAAACCUAAGAUACAAUCCCACCUGAUAUUCUGUACAUUUUUUGUCAGAUUAUUCUAGUCAAUAUUGUAGAUUUUGAUACGGAUGUGUAUAUACUUCUGCAAAUUGACAACUAAUAGUGCUUAGGUAGGUUGAUAAUUCAUCAUAUCUACUUAGUCUUCAUGAAGACAUGGAUCUAACUAUUUGUAAUGUGAAUUGAUAUAAAACUGCUGAUAGAGCAGAAAAAUUAAACUAUAAAACCUUU